AUGAGGAGCUGUUUCUUCAACCCUUGGGUACUGGUUUCCCUUGUUCUAGUCCUCCCCGUUCUUCUCUCUCUCAGAAACCCUCGCGGUGAACCAGAGAACACCAUAACCCCAACAACCACUUCUUUUGGUACUGUGAAGUUGGCGAACACUUUUCCUUUUCAGUUCAAUCAGAGGAUCAGAGAUGGGUCCAAUCUUGAAUAUGAUUUCUAUAGGAAUACCUGUCCUCAAGCUGAGGAUAUUGUUCGUUCUGCUGUUACUGAUAUCUACUUUGAUCAUAGAGAUCUUUCGCCGUCGCUUCUUCGUCUCUUCUUUCAUGAUUGCUUCAUUCAGGGGUGUGAUGCUUCAUUGCUAUUGGAGGACAAUGGUGGUAGAAACAGUUCCUCUGAGAAGCAAGCUAUUCCAAAUCAGACAUUGAAAGGUUUUGACAAAAUUGACCAGAUUAAGGAGGAAGUUGAACAAGUAUGUCCUGGCGUCGUGUCUUGCGCUGACAUACUUGCUCUCGCAGCUAGAGAUUCCGUUCUUUUGGCUGGCGGGCCUUUCUAUCCAGUCUUAACAGGCAGACGAGAUAGCCCUCAAUCGUUUUUCGAGGAUGCAACCGAUCAAAUUCCAAAGCCUGACGAUAACAUUACUCGCACGCUUCACCUCUUCAAUCUUAGAGGAUUCAGUGCACGGGAAACAGUCAGUCUUCUCGGAGGACACAACAUUGGAAGAAUCGGAUGUGAUUUCAUUCAGCAAAGGCUGUACAACUUUCAAGGAACAGGACAACCAGACCCGAGUAUACCUCUCGAUUUCCUCAGUCAGAUGAGGCAAAACUGUCCAGACAACAGGAGUAUCAGCAGCAGCAGCACUGACAAGUUUGCAACUUCGAAGCCAAUGAAUGCUCAUCAUCACUCUAACAAAAAAGGGAUGUCAUACGCGCAAGCAUUGUCUGCAGUGUCGUCUGGAGCAUCAUUCGACACUCACUACUACCAAAGCUUGUUGAGAGGAAGAGGGCUACUGUUUGCUGAUCAGCAGCUGAUGGCUGAGGAGAGGACUGCCAGAUUGGUUUCUGCUUAUGCUUCAGAUGACGGAUCGACCUUUCGGAUGGAUUUCGCUAGGGUUAUGUUGAAACUGUCUAAUCUUGAUGUUUUGACUGGAAAUCAAGGUCAGGUUCGUCUGAAUUGCUCCCAACUCAUAAGUUCUUAACUGAGUUAGUUCAUUUUUCAAGCACUCCACCCUUGCACAGUGUAAAGUGACAGAUGUUACAGAGUUUAUAGAUUUUGGUGGCAUUGUGUUAAAGUGUUCGGUCUAUGGCUGCAAGGCUGCGAUA
This is a messenger RNA of Vicia villosa (hairy vetch), 1309 nucleotides long. Its product is annotated as putative Peroxidase 48. The transcript is spliced from 4 exons. Gene Ontology annotation, cellular component: plant-type cell wall; plasmodesma. Lineage: Eukaryota; Viridiplantae; Streptophyta; Magnoliopsida; Fabales; Fabaceae. Gene Ontology annotation, molecular function: peroxidase activity; heme binding. The record is from RefSeq and is a predicted model, not a curated record. Gene Ontology annotation, biological process: response to oxidative stress; hydrogen peroxide catabolic process. The coding region runs from base 1 to 1185 and encodes 394 amino acids.